AUGACUGACGGAAGUGCGAUGCAAGUUGCCGAAGCACUUCCAGAACCGUCACCGGUACGAAGAUAUUCACGACAGGCAAGAUUCAUUCGAGAAGGCGUGAAAAGCCGUGUUCCCUGGCGCCAUCGGAAACGGCGCAAGAGGCAGCCAGAAACACAGGCGGAGAAGGAGAUGAGGGCUGCGGAUCGUGAGAAAGCUCAAGAUAACCUCAAAACACUCCUUGGUGAGGCUCGGGCGAAGGUUUGGGACAUUGCCGAAGACCUCCACAAGCAGACCGAGAGCCAUUCAGCGAUAUAUUUUUACCAUCUUCUCAUGCAGCACUCUAGAAAGACGGUGAAAACCCGUGAGAUUAACCCCUGGAAUGCAUAUCUACACAUGCGCCUGAAGCAGAUUAACAAAGAGACUCCCGAGGGCGGUUCUCGACGCAAGCCCACAGAGCUCGCAGCCAUGCUAAAGGCCGAGUGGGACCAGAAGACACCAGACGAGAAGAACGAGUGCACGCGAGAGGCAAGGGAGGAGCUGAAGGAGCAGCGCGAGACGAAGAAGGCAGGAGGUCAUAACGUCCCACUUAGCGUGUUCCACGAUGUACGCGCGACCAUCGCGAUGAUCGAACGUGAGCUCAUCGCACUGUACUACCGAACUGGCGUCGAGAUCUUCCUCAUGACGUUGCGUGGCGAUACCCUCCACUACGCAAAGCCUCACCUAUUCUAUACCUCGGAAAUAUUCGAACAAUUCUUCCAGAUGAGCUUCGGCGUCGAGCUGGGAGACUGGGUGCAAAAGCUUGAGUGUUACAAGCUCGGAAAGGUACCAGGGGUGAAAGAGAAGACUGAGGCCGAUCAGGCCGAGCUCAGAAAGCGCAUUGCAGCGAUCGUUUUGAGCAACCUGCAAGAAGCUGCGCGUCCGCACACUGUUGAAAAAAUGAACUACCUGAGUUUUGACUCUGCCAUCACACUCAGGUAUGGUGUCGUCUGCGAGCAUUACCCGCUGAACUAUUUUUGUGGUCCCGGCGGUAUUACCACUGUCCCCGCCCUUCGUGUGCUCUUCAACAGCUGGCAUAGCGGAACAACACGGUUCCGCCGUCUCUCGCAAGCCGAAUACGACGCCUGGGUAAAGGAGUAUGAAGCUCGAAGUCGUGCGGGAUCGAUUCCGGCAGCCCCCGUCUCUGUUUCUUUGGCCAUGGCGCCAGUACCUCCACUCCCUAUGGGGGUGUUCCGCGGCGUCUUCGCGCUGCAGUCGACACCGGCACUUCAGUCUGCCGCCGCGCAGCCUCAGGUUGUGUCGCCGCAACCUGCCGCGCCCUCCAUAUCUCUGCAGCCCGCCGCUGCUCAACCUGAGAUUACCGCCACACAGCCUGUCAUACAACCCACAGCGCAACCAGAGGGCACCAUUGCGCAGCUCGAGUCCGCUGUCGUGCAACCAACCGUCACGUUCACGCAGCCCGCCGGCAUCGUCACGUCGCCGGCACUUGCGUUACAUGGCGCACCUUCGGCUUUCACAUUCGUUCCUACCGUCGUCGCUAAUCCGGCCACUGUUCAAGCUCCGGUUCCGACUGCAGCAACGACGCGUACACACGCGACGGCGUUUGGCGACGAUGGUGCCAGUGCAUUAGCACUCACUAAGCGAAAGCGUCGAGAUGCAGGUGUCAAGCGCGGUCCAAAUAUCCGGACAUUGCGGAAGCAGCAAGCUCAGGCGGCAUCCCAGGCCUCAUAG
Messenger RNA from Phanerochaete carnosa HHB-10118-sp, 1707 nucleotides. RefSeq lists its product as uncharacterized. Bases 1 to 1707 code for a protein of 568 amino acids. Lineage: Eukaryota; Fungi; Basidiomycota; Agaricomycetes; Polyporales; Phanerochaetaceae. The transcript is spliced from 5 exons. The record is from RefSeq and is a predicted model, not a curated record.